Molecule: messenger RNA, 2403 nt
Organism: Hippopotamus amphibius kiboko
Lineage: Eukaryota; Metazoa; Chordata; Mammalia; Artiodactyla; Hippopotamidae
Gene: TRIP4
Product: thyroid hormone receptor interactor 4
Exons: 13
Coding region: 53-1753 (566 amino acids)
Biological process (GO): positive regulation of DNA-templated transcription
Cellular component (GO): nucleus
Molecular function (GO): transcription coactivator activity; zinc ion binding
Source: RefSeq, a predicted model, not a curated record
UCCGGCGCAGGACGCCGAGCUUUUGCAGCUCAGCUGGUUCCGGCUGGGGAAAAUGGCGGUGGCUGGGGCGGCGUCCCAGGAGCAGCUGGUGGGCUGGUGCACCCAGCAGUUGCGGAAAACUUUCGGCUUGGAUGUCAGUGAGGAGAUCAUACAAUAUGUUUUGUCAAUUGAGAGCGCUGAAGAGAUACGGGAAUAUGUUACUGACCUCCUGCAGGGAAAUGAGGGCAAAAAAGGUCAAUUCAUAGAAGAGCUUGUAACCAAAUGGCAAAAGAAUGAUCAGGAGUUGAUGUCUGAUGCUCUGCAGCAGUCCUUCAAAAAAGAUGAAAUUUUAGAUGGGCAGAGAUCAGGAGACCAGCUGAAGAGGAGUAGGCGGAAAGGGAGAAACAGACAGGAAGUUCCUGCAUUUACUGAACCUGAUACGACCAUAGAGGUCAAAACACCUUUUGAUUUGGCCAAGGCACAAGAGAACAGCAGCUCCUUAAAGAAGAAGACGAAGUUUGUCAGUUUAUAUACAAAAGAGGGACAGGACAAGCUUGCAGUCCUGAUCCCUGGUCGCCACCCUUGUGAUUGCCUGGGCCAGAAGCACAAGCUCAUCAAUAACUGUAUGAUCUGUGGACGUAUUGUUUGUGAACAAGAGGGUUCUGGCCCCUGCUUAUUCUGUGGUACUCUGGUAUGUACUCGUGAAGAACAGGAUAUUUUACAGCGUGACUCAAACAAGAGCCAGAAACUGCUAAAGAAGCUCAUGUCAGGGGCAGAGAAUUCUGGAAAGGUGGACAUCUCUACCAAGGACCUUCUUCCUCAUCAAGAAUUACGAUUUAAAUCUGGUCUGGAGAAGGCUAUCAAGCAUAAAGACAAACUAUUAGAGUUUGACAGGACUAGCAUUCGGAGGACCCAAGUCAUUGAUGAUGAAUCAGAUUACUUUGCCAGUGAUUCUAACCAGUGGUUGUCCAAAAUUGAGCGGGAAGCUCUACAGAAGCGAGAGGAAGAGCUGAGAGAAUUUCGACAUGCCUCUCGGCUCUCAAAGAAGAUCACCAUUGACUUUGCAGGCAGGAAGAUCGUGGAAGAUGAAGAUCCUCUAGCUGAGUAUCACAGCAAACUAGAUGAGGCAAUACAUGCCAUUGCCAAUGGAACCUUGAACCAACCACUGACCAAAUUGGAUAAAUCUUCUGAAGAGCCUUUGGGACUUCUCGUGAAUCCCAACCUGUACCAGUCCCCUCCCCAGUGGAUAGAUCAGACGGGUGCAGCCUCACAGAAGAAGGCUUUCCAUUCAGCAGGAUCAGGACUAGAGUUCAACUCAUGUCGACAUCAGUUUCGAAUCCAGGACCAAGAAUUUCAGGAAGGCUUUGAUGGUGGCUGGUGCCUCUCUAUGCAUCAGCCCUGGGCUUCUCUGCUUGUCAGAGGGAUUAAAAGGGUGGAGGGCAGAAGCUGGUACACCCCUCACAGAGGACGACUUUGGAUAGCAGCCACAGCCAAAAGACCCUCUCCUCAAGAAGUUUCAGAACUCCAGACUACAUAUCUUCUCCUUCGUGGGAAAGAUGUGGAAUUUCCCAAUGACUAUCCAUCAGGUUGCCUUCUGGGCUGUGUGGACCUAACUGACUGUUUGUCCCAGAAGCAAUUUAAGGAUCAGUAUCCAGACAUGAGUCAAGAAUCUGAUUCUCCGUUUGUUUUCAUCUGCACAAAUCCCCAGGAAAUGAUUGUGAAGUUUCCUAUUAAAGGAAAUCCAAAAAUCUCAUCAGCAUCUCUGUUGACUUAAAUAAGACUUUCUGUGGGAGAAAGCAGCCUGCAAGCUCUGUUCUCAGGCCAGACAGACAGGAACUCUGUUAAGUUUUUCUUCGUGAGAUGGAUAUUUCCUGAGGCGGCUACCACUGAACCGAACUUUAUCCUGGUAGAUCUGAGGAGUCAGAGGUUGGAGACCACAUCAGUGAAGUACCUCUCAUUAGGGUCACCUGGGACAGGAAGGUUGCUUGUUUUCUAACUUUAACACUUAGGAGAGUCAUACAGCCUAUGACCUUUGCCCUUAUUAGCUGGUGAUAGGGGCCCUUUGUCAGUAAAGCAUUCAUGUGGAUUCUACUCCACUGUUUCAGGUCACUCCCCCUAUUAAGUCUGAGGCAGCAAAGGAGUGAGUCAAACUGCUUUUCUCACUGUGAGGGAGGUUCGUGCAUUAUGCUCAGCCAGUUAACAGGUCAGAGGAAUGGGUUUCCCACUGUGUGAAAUGUCUUCCUUUAUCAUCAUGUGUGUAUUCUUUAAAAACUUGCCUUAGCAUCAGACACGCUGGAAAACACGAUGUUUCUUUUCUAGUAACUACAGAAUUAGAAAUAUUAACUUCUUAGAUUCUUUAGGUGAAUACUCAAUGUGUUUGUGUGCAUACGUUUGUCCCUAUACAGUGUUCCCACUGCUUCCUUC